UCAGGUUCCUGGAGAAUAAAAAACAUUUAGCUCUUUCCCCGCAUCGAAAGGCAUUUGGGGUUAGGGUUUGGGUCUCACGUAAUCGGAAAAUCUGGUCAAUGCAUACUUUCUUGGCAGCAAAUCCUUUAAUUUUCAUCUCGUUCAUCUUCCUGGUAUUCAAUCCGGGCACACAGUUUGUGCUAUCAAAGCAGGACGGUGGCGAUGGGGUGUGCGCAGGCUUCAACAAGCCGGGAUUGUGCCCCAUCAAUUGCUUCCGAGCCGAUCCCGUGUGUGGCGUUGACGGGGUCACAUAUUGGUGCGGCUGUCCUGAAGCCUUCUGUGCGGGUGUUGAAGUGGCCAAGCUAGGCUUUUGUGAAGUUGGCAGUGGUGGCAACGCUCCUCUUCCUGGUCAGGCGCUUCUUUUGGUCCAUAUUGUCUGGCUAUUCUUACUUGGUUUUUCUCUGUUUUUAGGCAUUUUUUGAUUGUGAAUUCUUUUCGAGUGAUUUAUUUUUAGAUCUUUCACAAAGUGAGGUAUCAAUUCUUGAUGGAAAAAUUGUAACCAACGAAUAGCAUGCAUGAUAAACCCGUGUAACUUCUCAUUUUGGUACUGAUUGUCAA
Messenger RNA from Mangifera indica (mango), 597 nucleotides. RefSeq lists its product as uncharacterized. The record is from RefSeq and is a predicted model, not a curated record. NCBI's taxonomy places the organism in Eukaryota, Viridiplantae, Streptophyta, Magnoliopsida, Sapindales, Anacardiaceae. The transcript is spliced from 2 exons. Bases 99 to 461 code for a protein of 120 amino acids.